AUGUUCUCAGCAUUGUUCAAAGGGAUAGGAUCUAGUGUUACCAGAGGUUCCACUCAACUCAUCAAACAACAACCUUUACAAAAUAUUUUACAACGUCAAGUUCAAACAUCAGCUUACGAUACAACCGCUACAGUCCAGAAGCUUCGUGAUCAAUUACGCUACUAUGCAGUUGCCGAGAUUGCUGGCAGACCCUUCUUGAUCACCAAAAACGACAAGGUCAUUGUCAACCGUUUGAAGGAUGUGAAAGUUGGCGAUGUGUUGAAAUUAGACAAAGUCCGUGAAUUAGGCAGCAAAGAUUACACACUAAAGGGCUCACCUUACGUCCCCGAGAAUGUCUUCAACAUCAAUGCCACCGUCAUUGAACAUACCAAAAGCAAAUUGAUCCAAAUCGUAAAGAAGAAGAGAAGAAAGAACUACAAGCGUACAAUUGAGCACAAACAAACACACACAGUCUUGCGAAUUUCUAACGUUGAUGUACUUUAA
Mucor velutinosus is the source of this 483-nucleotide messenger RNA. RefSeq lists its product as uncharacterized. Gene Ontology annotation, biological process: translation. Lineage: Eukaryota; Fungi; Mucoromycota; Mucoromycetes; Mucorales; Mucoraceae. Gene Ontology annotation, cellular component: ribosome; mitochondrial large ribosomal subunit. The transcript is spliced from 3 exons. The record is from RefSeq and is a predicted model, not a curated record. Gene Ontology annotation, molecular function: structural constituent of ribosome; RNA binding. The coding region runs from base 1 to 483 and encodes 160 amino acids.